Arabidopsis thaliana (thale cress) is the source of this 501-nucleotide messenger RNA. RefSeq lists its product as uncharacterized. The transcript has 3 exons. NCBI's taxonomy places the organism in Eukaryota, Viridiplantae, Streptophyta, Magnoliopsida, Brassicales, Brassicaceae. The coding region runs from base 1 to 501 and encodes 166 amino acids. The record is from RefSeq and is marked reviewed.
AUGGCGAAGUACAGUUUAGUACGGGUUGAUGAGUUUUGUGAUGGUCGUUUGCAGGCAAUUGACAAGAGCAUGAUCCCAAAGAAAAUGAUAAGCAAAGAUCUAAGUCGGGGGGAGUUGAUAUGUUGCGUUUUUGGUGUCUUAGGUUUUAGGUGUUUAAGCGGGACACAGAUGCUUUCGAGACUUAUCGGGCUCAUUUGGACCAGAAACGAUAGAAGGAGUCGAGAAACCAGAGUCAGCAACAUUGGAUCGAUCGAUCCCAUCACUAGAACGAUCGAUCCAGGGUUCAUCAUCGAAGACAAAUCAUCUGCCAGGAUGGGAUCGAUCGAUCCCAACUCUCAAACGUUGAAGAAUCUCACCCGCCAGCUCGGGAUCGAUCGAUCCCAUGUGGGGAUCGGUCGCUCCACCUCUGGAUCAGUCGAUCCACCUCUGGAUCGGUCGAUCCAGCUUCCUGAUGACUGGUUUUGGUAUUCUUUAACCGGACUGAUUUUCUAUUUUCUGUAA